CAGUCCGUGGUUUACCAUCUCCCGGCUGACAUGCAGUGUUUUACCCUCAGCUGGGCUGGCCAGGUCCCCACGAGCCUGUGUUUGUACACGAGGUGCUGGUGUAAACUGUGCUUGAAUUCAUCCUGGGCAUGUUGUGGUGCAGCUGUGGCCAGCAUUCCCGAGCUGUGUUCUUACUCACCCCAGCUCACUUGUUUGUUCUGUCUUCUCCUGAGAUGCAGCAGUGUUUUCCAUGUCACCCUGCUUAGGCCCACAGCACUAACGCUGUUUCUUUCACAGGCUGCCUGCCAAGGCUCAGGCUGCCCUGUGGUAAGAUUCAUACUGUGGGUAUGUCACUGUGAGGACUGGGCUAAUCUUUUGGUUAUGCCUUUCCAGCAUUCCCUGAUCCUUCAGAGUGCCCUUCAGAGGAAAGCAUUGCAGAAUGGAGAACUAUAAGAAGACCAAAAUUGUGGAGAAACCUUGUCCUCUUCCUUUCACUGACCUGCCCGCUGAUAUCAUUGAAAUGAAGGUGAAGGACGGGAGCAAAAUUAGGAAUCUGAUGGGCUAUGCCAUGAGCAAGAUGGAGCAGGACUCGGUGAGGCAGAUUCUUUUCACGGGCUCGGGCAAGGCCGUCAGCAAGACCAUCACCUGUGUGGAGAUCAUGAAACGAAGGCUGAAGGAGCUGCACCAGAUCACCAAAGUGCUCUUCAAGCAGAUCGAAGAAAUCUGGGAACCCAUUGUGCCUGAGGCAGGCCUGGAUGCCUUGACAGUGAAGAGAAACAUUCCUGCCAUUUGUGUCCUGCUGAGCAAAGACGCCCUGGAUCCCCAGGAGCCGGGAUACCAGGCCCCAGGCUCUUUCGAUGCCUUCUGGACUGAGACGCUGAAGGCAGAAUCGCAGGGGCAGAUGAAGAGGAAGCAGGGAGGAGGCCGGGGAGCUGCCAGCACCGGGAAGCACCCUCGCUCCACCGGGGGAGUCCCGGGGGGGCCCUGAGGCGGCGGCUCCGCGCGUGCUUCGGGAGCUGCAGGAAGCAGCCCGGGGCUGAGGCUGCACGGCUGCUGCUGAACACGGGGGCUCACGGAGGUGUGAGGGGAGGGCAGGACGAGCGGACUGGGUGUGAUCAUUGCUGUCUGAAAACGUGUUUUGACAAGUUCCCUUGCCAAAGGCUGCCGGGCUGUACUCCUUAGGGGAUCACAGAAGAUGGGAGUUGCCUCUUCUUGAGCAAGAACUGUUGGUGUGCUGUCAGUGAGUCCCACCAAGGGCUGCUAGCCCAGUGAGGUUUCAGGUGCCUGGGCGUGCAGCAGCCCGGGCAGUGGGACAGACACCUGUCUGUGUGGCAGGUGCAGGUUGCUCUGACCAGUACAAAGGGGAGACAGGACCUGAUGCGGAAUCCCUGGGGAAGCUGCCAGCGUCGCCCAGGCUCAUGAGCAUACAGACAGCAGGGCACAGGGCUGGGACAGCCAUCUCUGUGCCUGGAGAGUCCUUCUGCUGAGCCUGUGGGGGAGUUGACUGUAGGACUGUCAGGGUGCAGCUCUGUCUGGCAUCUUGUGCAUGUAGCUCCUUGGCUCAGCAGAGCUGGCGGUCGUGGUUCUCUCCAAACAGGGAGCAGUCGACUCGCGUUGCAACCAGCCUGAAAUCCUGUGGCUCUGCAGCUGUCCUGGGGUGGUGGUAAUGGGAAGCUCCAAAGGAUCCUGUUCUUUCCGCUUUCUGCUCCUUGGUAAUGCACAAAGAUGGCUUUAAAAUAAAGAUGUAACUUCGUGUAACUUGGA
Passer montanus (Eurasian tree sparrow) is the source of this 1743-nucleotide messenger RNA. It is a transcript of the gene RPP25L, whose product is annotated as ribonuclease P/MRP subunit p25 like. The coding region runs from base 419 to 967 and encodes 182 amino acids. Gene Ontology annotation, cellular component: ribonuclease MRP complex. The record is from RefSeq and is a predicted model, not a curated record. The transcript is spliced from 2 exons. Gene Ontology annotation, molecular function: RNA binding. Gene Ontology annotation, biological process: tRNA 5'-leader removal. Lineage: Eukaryota; Metazoa; Chordata; Aves; Passeriformes; Passeridae.